AUGUUUGUUGGUUAUGCCAUCACACCCACAUCUUCCACCAAUAUAUCAAGGGGCGACAAUGCAAUGAUGGACCUUAUCUCUCUUUUGGUUGAUCUUGCCACAAUAGAAGGUGAUAGCAAUGUUUCAGACAUUGUAUCAGUCCCACAGCAGACCACAUCAAAAGUGAUGAAUGCAAUCAGAGCAGCAGACUUCCUGAUUGGAGCUUUAAUUAUGCUGCAAUCAGAUGAGACUAGGAUCAAGGCUGGUGCUCUUGAAAUCCUUGCAGACAGGAUACUCAAGGCUGCAGAAGCUGUCAUCGCAAACAACAGAAGACUGCUACAUCAAUUAUUGACUACAUUGGGGAUGUCCCAACACUGUGUUACCGUGCUAUGCAUGUGUGGCUUUUCUUCCCUUGCAUUCCAUGUUACUGAGGAAUUUCUUACACCUUACUUCCAAGAGAUUGCACAAGAGUGUACAUCAGUCCUCCAAGAAGGGUUGAGUGGCAACAUGGCUGUUGACUGUUCUGCUCAAAUAGUGCAAUCUUCAGGCUUGGUAUUGAUGCUCCCCACUUUCUAUGGUGCUGCAGAAAUCAGGGACAUUGUUAAACUCCAUCUAGAUUACUCUGUCACCUUGAGUGGUUCCAUGACAGUACUCAUCGACAGCUUUGGCAUGAACAUGAAGUCUAUGACUGCUCCAGUGAUGUGCCAGGGAGAACCUCAUAUCAUUUCAGCAUUCUUGGAACUUGUUGUGAAGCUUAAUGAGACAGCCUUCAGACUGUUGUUCUGUCAUUUGUAUGACUGUGUGUUUGCAGCUGAGAAUGCAAACAUUGAACUCACAUUUUGCCACAUGUACUCUGCCUUGUUGGAUUAUUUCAAGGUGCACUAG
This is a messenger RNA of Suillus subaureus, 864 nucleotides long. RefSeq lists its product as uncharacterized. The record is from RefSeq and is a predicted model, not a curated record. The transcript is spliced from 9 exons. Lineage: Eukaryota; Fungi; Basidiomycota; Agaricomycetes; Boletales; Suillaceae. The coding region runs from base 1 to 864 and encodes 287 amino acids.